AUGUCAAGACGCAGCAGCCGUUUGCAAGCUAAGAAGCAGCAGCCGCCACUGUCAUGUCAAGAAGAGUCUCCGCAGGAACUGCAGGCAUCAGAACAUCUCCAGACCAGAAAAAGGAGAACAGCAGAGGAGAUUAAGAAAAGAGAAGAUGGGAAAAUUGCUAAAAAACAUCAAUAUGAAAUUAAGAGUUGUUGGCCGCCCACGAUAACAGGAGGCAUCUCGCCUUGCAUCAUUAUUGAAACGCCUCACAAAGAGUCAGUAACCACUGACUUCUCCAGGUUCAAAAAGUACCGGUUCAGAAACCUCUUCAUAAACCCAUCACCUCUGCCAGAACUCAACUGGGGAAAUUCCAAAGACGUCUGGCUCAACAUCUUGAAGAAGGAGAACAGAUAUGCUCAUUGCAAACAUUUCACAUCACUACAUUCCAGUUUGCAACCUCACAUGAGAUCAAUACUGUUAGACUGGCUCUUAGAGGUAUGUGAGGUGUAUGCGCUCCACAGGGAAACCUUCUACCUAGCUCAAGACUUUUUUGAUAGAUUCAUGUUGACACAGAAGAACAUUAACAAGAGCAUGCUUCAGCUCAUAGGAAUUACCUCAUUAUUCAUUGCCUCCAAACUUGAGGAAAUCUACGCUCCUAAAAUACAGGAAUUUGCUUAUGUCACUGAUGGUGCUUGCAGCGAAGAUGAUAUUGUCAGAAUGGAACUUAUUAUGUUAAAGGCUUUAAAAUGGGAACUCUGUCCAGUGACAAUUGUCUCUUGGCUGAACCUGUAUCUUCAAGUGGAUGCUCUGAAGGAUGUUCCAAAAGUGCUGCUACCUCAGUAUUCUCAGGAAAAAUUCAUUCAGAUAGCACAGCUGUUAGACCUGUGUAUUCUGGAUGUGAAUUCUUUGGACUUCCAGUACAGAACACUUGCUGCUGCAGCGCUCUGCCACUAUACCUCAAUUGAAGUCGUUAAGAAAGCUUCAGGCUUAGAUUGGGACAGCAUCUCAGAGUGUGUGGAAUGGAUGGUUCCCUUUGUGACUGUGGCAAAAAAAGCCCCUGUGAAGCCGAAGAACUUCAAGAAGGUUGCGGUAGAGGAUCGCCAUAACAUCCAAACACACACAAAUUACUUGGACAUGCUGGAAGAAGUCAACAGUGGCGUAGCAUCUACUGCCCCAGGUCAGUUAUCACCUGUGUCAACAGGAGGAAUAAUCACCCCUCCCAAAAGUACAGAGAAGAAAUGA
Messenger RNA from Nestor notabilis (Kea), 1218 nucleotides. It is a transcript of the gene CCNE2, whose product is annotated as cyclin E2. The record is from RefSeq and is a predicted model, not a curated record. The coding region runs from base 1 to 1218 and encodes 405 amino acids. Gene Ontology annotation, molecular function: cyclin-dependent protein serine/threonine kinase regulator activity. The transcript is spliced from 11 exons. Lineage: Eukaryota; Metazoa; Chordata; Aves; Psittaciformes; Psittacidae. Gene Ontology annotation, cellular component: cyclin E2-CDK2 complex; centrosome; nucleus. Gene Ontology annotation, biological process: regulation of cyclin-dependent protein serine/threonine kinase activity; G1/S transition of mitotic cell cycle.